Molecule: messenger RNA, 6983 nt
Organism: Peromyscus californicus insignis
Lineage: Eukaryota; Metazoa; Chordata; Mammalia; Rodentia; Cricetidae
Gene: Nup155
Product: nucleoporin 155
Exons: 35
Coding region: 130-4308 (1392 amino acids)
Biological process (GO): RNA export from nucleus; transcription-dependent tethering of RNA polymerase II gene DNA at nuclear periphery; protein localization to nuclear inner membrane
Cellular component (GO): nuclear pore inner ring; nuclear pore
Molecular function (GO): structural constituent of nuclear pore
Source: RefSeq, a predicted model, not a curated record
CAUGACCUGGCGCCCGGCUUCUCGUUUGGCGCGCGCGUCCCAAGGCCAAGUGUUGGGCUCUCUUGGCUUUCCUCUCGGGUCGCCUCGGGUUUGGAGCAUCUUCGUAGCGUGGUGUCCGCGCUUGCCGGCAUGCCAACGUCUGGGCUGGGCUCGGUGAUGGCGGCCUCCACGUCGUCGGCCGCCUCCCUGCAGGAAGCUUUGGAAAACGCGGGGAGGCUUAUCGACCGACAGUUGCAAGAAGACCGCAUGUACCCAGACCUGUCGGAGCUGCUCAUGGUGUCCGCCCCAAACUGUCCCACUGUUUCUGGAAUGUCUGAUAUGGAUUACCCUCUGCAAGGACCCGGUUUGCUGUCCGUACCCAGCCUUCCAGAGAUCAGCACUAUCCGAAGAGUGCCCCUCCCACCUGAGCUGGUUGAACAGUUUGGACAUAUGCAGUGUAACUGCAUGAUGGGUGUUUUUCCUCCCAUCAGCAGAGCUUGGCUUACAAUUGACAGUGACAUAUUCAUGUGGAACUAUGAAGAUGGAGGUGACCUUGCCUAUUUUGAUGGACUCAGUGAGACAAUUCUUGCUGUGGGGCUUGUCAAACCAAAAGCCGGCAUCUUUCAACCUCAUGUACGACACCUGCUGGUUUUGGCAACCCCUGUGGAUAUAGUAAUUCUUGGACUCAGCUAUGCUAAUGUACAGACAGGUUCCGGCAUUCUUAAUGACAGUAUGUGUGGUGGGAUGCAACUGCUUCCGGAUCCUUUGUAUUCUCUCCCAACGGAUAACACUUACCUGUUAACAAUCACUUCCACUGAUAGUGGCAGGAUUUUUUUGGCUGGAAAGGAUGGCUGUUUGUAUGAAGUAGCAUACCAAGCAGAGGCAGGCUGGUUCAGUCAAAGAUGUAGGAAGAUCAACCACUCAAAGAGCUCACUCUCCUUCCUUGUGCCUUCCUUGCUUCAAUUCACAUUCUCAGAAGAUGAUCCUAUUGUUCAAAUUGAAAUUGAUAAUUCCAGAAAUAUUUUGUAUACACGAUCGGAGAAAGGAGUAAUACAGGUUUAUGAUUUGGGCCAUGAUGGGCAGGGGAUGAGUAGAGUUGCCUCAGUUUCACAGAAUGCCAUUGUCUCUGCUGCUGGAAACAUUGCUAGGACUAUUGAUCGUUCCGUUUUUAAGCCGAUUGUUCAGAUAGCAGUGAUUGAAAACUCUGAAUCCCUGGACUGUCAGUUACUGGCCGUCACUCACGCAGGUGUGAGGUUGUAUUUCAGCACUUGUCCAUUCAGACAGCCAUCAGCUCGGCCCAACACACUGACAUUGGUUCACGUCCGACUACCUCCUGGAUUCUCGGCAUCUUCAACAGUGGAGAAGCCUUCAAAAGUACAUAAAGCUCUUUAUAGUAAAGGAAUUCUACUGAUGACAGCCUCAGAAAAUGAAGAUAAUGACAUUUUAUGGUGUAUCAACCAUGAUACAUUUCCUUUCCAAAAGCCAAUGAUGGAAACUCAGAUGACAACCCGUGUUGAUGGUCAUUCCUGGGCUCUUUCUGCAAUAGAUGAAUUAAAAGUGGAUAAAAUAAUCACACCUUUAAAUAAAGAUCAUAUUCCAGUAACUGAUUCGCCGGUUGUUGUGCAGCAGCACAUGUUGCCUCCAAAGAGAUUCGUUCUCCUCUCAGCACAGGGUAGUCUUAUGUUUCAUAAACUGAGACCUGUAGAUCAGCUGAGACAUCUGCUUGUGAGUAACGUGGGUGGAGAUGGAGAGGAGAUUGAAAGAUUCUUCAAAUUACAUCAGGAAGACCAAGCUUGUGCAACUUGCCUUAUCCUCGCUUGUUCUACUGCUGCCUGUGAUAGAGAAGUGUCUGCUUGGGCUACACGGGCAUUCUUUAGGUAUGGUGGUGAAGCACAGAUGAGAUUUCCAGCCACUCUUCCCACUCCAAGUAAUGUUGGUCCUCUCCUGGGGUCUCCCAUGUAUUCUAGUUCUCCUCUCCCUGGUGGUAGUGCCUAUCCAAAUCCACCCCAUUUGGGGACACCAUCCCAUGGCGCUCAGCCUCCUACCAUGUCAACCCCAAUGUACGCUGUGGGAAACCCAGCAAUGCAGGCUGCGAGCAUGAGUGGUUUGACUGGGCCAGAGAUUGUGUUCUCCGGAAAACACAAUGGUAUUUGCAUUUACUUCUCUCGAAUCAUGGGAAAUAUUUGGGAUGCUAGCUUAGUUGUUGAAAGAGUAUUCAAGAGUUCCAACAGGGAGAUCACUGCAAUUGAAAGCAGUGUGCCUAGCCAGCUGCUAGAGUCUGUGCUACAAGAACUGAAGGGUUUGCAGGAAUUUCUAGACAGAAAUUCCCAGUUUUCUGGAGGACCACUAGGAAAUCCAAACACUACUGCCAAAGUGCAGCAGAGGCUGGUAGGAUUCAUGCGUCCUGAGAACGGAAACACCCAGCAGAUGCAACAAGAGCUGCAGAGGAAGUUUCAUGAGGCUCAGCUGAGUGAGAAGAUUUCACUUCAGGCGAUCCAGCAGCUGGUCAGAAAAUCCUACCAGGCUCUGGCUUUAUGGAAACUCCUCUGUGAGCAUCAAUUUACUGUUAUUGUAGGAGAACUUCAGAAGGACUUUCAAGAGCAGCUGAAGAUCACCACCUUCAAGGAUCUGGUGAUCAGAGACAAAGAGCUCACUGGUGCAUUAAUUGCUUCUCUUAUCAGCUGCUACAUCAGAGACAAUGCUGCUGUGGAUGGCAUUAGUUUACAUCUGCAGGACAUCUGCCCGCUUCUCUACAGCACAGACGAUGCGGUUUGUUCUAAGGCAAAUGAGCUUCUUCAGCGGUCCCGACAAGUUCAAAAUAAGAGUGAAAAAGAAAGAAUGUUAAGGGAGUCACUGAAGGAAUAUCAGAAAAUCAGCAACCAAGUAGACCUUUCCAGUGUUUGUGCUCAGUACCGGCAAGUGCGCUUUUACGAGGGCGUGGUGGAACUUUCUCUUACUGCUGCCGAGAAAAAAGAUCCUCAGGGUCUCGGGCUCCAUUUCUAUAAACAUGGAGAACCAGAAGAAGAUGUCGUGGGUCUUCAGACUUUCCAAGAGAGAUUAAACAGUUACAAGUGCAUUACAGACACUCUUCAAGAACUGGUAAAUCAAAGUAAGGCUGCUCCUCAGUCUCCUAGUGUACCCAAAAAACCUGGUCCUCCGGUGUUGUCAUCAGAUCCCAACAUGCUGAGCAAUGAAGAAGCAGGACAUCACUUUGAACAGAUGCUUAAACUGGCUCAGCGGUCCAAGGAUGAACUCUUCAGUAUUGCUCUUUAUAACUGGCUAAUCCAAGCUGACCUUGCAGAUAAACUACUACAGAUUGCCUCUCCAUUUCUGGAGCCACAUCUAGUCCGAAUGGCCAAAGUGGAUCAAAAUAGAGUUCGCUAUAUGGAUUUACUCUGGAGGUAUUAUGAGAAGAACAGAAGUUUUAGUAGUGCUGCUCGCGUCCUAUCCAAAUUGGCUGACAUGCACAGCACAGAAAUUUCGCUUCAACAGAGACUAGAAUACAUUGCUCGAGCCAUUCUUAGUGCUAAAAGUUCCACUGCCAUUUCAUCAAUAGCUGCAGAUGGUGAAUUCCUUCAUGAAUUAGAAGAAAAAAUGGAAGUCGCUAGGAUCCAACUUCAGAUACAAGAGACACUACAAAGGCAGUACUCCCAUCAUUCUUCAGUGCAGGAUGCAAUUUCUCAGCUGGAUUCUGAGCUGAUGGACAUUACUAAGCUUUAUGGGGAAUUUGCUGACCCAUUCAAACUUGCAGAGUGUAAACUCGCAAUCAUUCAUUGCGCUGGUUAUUCAGAUCCCAUAUUGGUACAUACACUUUGGCAAGAUAUCAUAGAGAAAGAAUUGAAUGAUAGUGUAACAUUGAGCUCAUCAGAUCGAAUGCAUGCUCUCAGCCUCAAGCUUGUCCUCCUUGGCAAAAUUUAUGCUGGCACACCUCGUUUCUUUCCCCUAGAUUUUAUUGUGCAGUUUUUGGAACAGCAAGUUUGUACUUUAAACUGGGAUGUUGGUUUUGUUAUACAGACCAUGAAUGAAAUUGGAGUGCCUUUACCUAGACUACUAGAAGUUUACGAUCAACUCUUCAAGUCACGGGAUCCAUUCUGGAACAGAGUGAAAAGGCCACUGCACCUUUUGGAUUGUAUCCAUGUAUUACUAACAAGAUACGUUGAGAAUCCAAGCCAAGUUUUAAAUUGUGAGAGGAGAAGGUUUACAAAUCUCUGCCUGGAUGCUGUCUGUGGUUAUCUGGUUGAACUCCAGUCAAUGAGUUCUUCGGUAGCAGUACAAGCCAUCACUGGGAAUUUUAAAUCUCUCCAAGCAAAGUUGGAACGGCUUCAUUAAUUAUUGUAGUAUAUUUUUCUGUCUUACAUUUUGGUCUGUAAAAUAAAAGCUCAGCUGGGUCCAGAAAUCAGGUGUUGUAGAUCUAAGAAUUUUGGUAGAAGUUUGUUUUUAAUAAGUGAUUGUUAGCUACAAAUAGUACUUUGCCAAAUGAAUUCUUUUUUAUGACUGGUUUUUUGUUUUGUUUUGUUUUGUUGAGUAGUUCGGUCCAGGUAUGUAGCUCAGUGGUGGAAUGUUUGUGCAGAUGUAAAAUGCCCUGGGUUCAAUUUCCAGCACUGCACACAAACACAUCAGUUUGCAAAAAACUGAAAUAAGAUUAUGUAUGAUUCUGACACACAAAGAUAAAGUUCUUAUUUUAAAUUUUACUACUAGCAACAAUUUUGAAUUCGUAUUAUUUAUUUCCAGGUUUAUCUAGUAUCAGUGAUUAAAUCCAGCUCUUGGGGAGGCAAUGGCAGACAGAUUUCUAGAACUCACGGAGAAUUCCAGGCCAGUCAGGGCUAUAUAUAUAGUGAAACCUUGUCUUAACAAACAAACAAAAAAACCAAAACACCUUAUAGGCUGGGUCUGUUCCCAUACCGUUGGAUUCUGUAGCAGUCCUUAAGUAUGCAUUUUUUAACUUAAAUUUUAGAAAAUUUCCUGAACUACUAAUUAUCAGUUAUAAUCCUUUAGGUUCUCUCUUUCUCUCUCUCUUCCAUUCACCAUAAAUAUGUACGUUAGAUUUUUUAUGUAUACAUUUUUAUAUAUGUAUGUAUGUAUAUAUGUGCUGGAUAUGUAUGUAUUUAUAUACAGAAUAGUUGAACAUGUAAUAAACUUGUAACACUGUUAUGAGUAUUUAAAACCUACAUGAUCAGCCAUCUGUGGUGGUGCAUACCUUUAAUCACAGCACUUGAAAGGCAGAGGCAGGGGGAGCUCUGGAGUUCAAGGCUAGCCUGGUCUACAUAUUGAGUUACAGGUCAGCCACAGCUGUACCGUGACUACUGUUUCCUUACAACCCUCACUCUCGAAGUGUGUAUGCUUCAAGCCAGCAGCAGCAGCAGCAGCAGCAUCCUGGAUUUGUUACAAGUUAAAUUCCUGGGUCUCAGAUCAGAUCUACUUUGGCAUAAACUGCCUGUUUAUGUGUUUUAACAGCCCUUCCGAUGGAUCCAGACUCAUGUCACAUCAGGAACAACCCACUUGUUGAUGCUGCUGUUUUCUGUGUCCUCUCUGAUUUGAUUUCUCCAGCCUCCUUUCUUACCAAUGACCACAACACAAGUUUUACCCAAAUUAUAGUGGAUGAAGCAGAAUUGUUAGUAGUUUUGUUGUUUUUUUAAAAAAAUAUUUGGCCGGGCGGUGGUGGCGCACGCCUUUAAUCCCAGCACUCGGGAGGCAGAGGCAGGCGGAUCUUUGCGAGAUCGAGGACAGCCUGGUCUACAGAGCGAGAUCCAGGAAAGGCGCAAAGCUACACAGAGAAACCCUGUCUCGAAAAAACAAAAAAAAAAUUUGUUAUGUAUAAUAGCCAGAAGAGGGCACCAGAUCUUAUUAUAGAUGGUUAUGAGCCACCAUGUGGUUGCUGGGAAUUGAACUCAGGACCUGUGGAAGAGCAGUCAGUGCUCUUAACCUCUGAGCCAUCUCUCCAGCCCCAGUAAUCUAGUUUUUAACUUUAAUAGUGCUAGGUUGAAUCCAGGGUCUUUGUCCUAAGCAAGUAAGUACUCUACCCCUGUAGCUGUAUCCUCAACCCCUGAAUUACCUUUAAUGGGUUAGAAUUGCUAAACUAAGUGUUCCAAAGUAUUAUCAAUGACAAAAGGAAGGAGUAAGAAUGAGUAAAGCUCACAAAGGAAGAAAAAAGAAAAACAACUCUUUUCCACUCUCCUUAGUUUUUUUUUUUAUUGUACACACACACACAUAUACACACAUAUACAUUUUUUUCCUUUUUUUUUUCUUUUUUUUUUCUUUUUUCUUUUUUUUUUUUUUGGCAACAGUCUCACAUAGCCUAGGCUGGUGUCAAACUUCAUGCCCACCUAGAGUGAUCCUAGAGUGGCCUCUGCCACCUGAGUGCUAAGACUAUAGGCAUGCUUCACCACGCCCACUUUUCAUGGUGCUGGGCAUUAAACCAGGGUUCCAUAGAUGCUGGGUAAGCAUCUUAUCACUGAGUUGUGUUCCUAGCUCUCACCCCCUCCCCUUUUGGUCAGGGUUUCACUAUGUACCCCAGGCUGGCUGCAAGCAUACCCUGACCUCCUGCCUCAGUUUCCCAAGUACUGGGAAUCCAAGCACGUGCUGCCAUACCCAGCUUCCGUUGUGAUUUGCGCUGCUGGGAGUGUUAGCUUACGUCUGCUGUCCCUAUUGCAAGUCUGGCAGUUUUGUGAAAUAUAGCUUGGAUAUAUUUCUACUUCUACUUUUACCUUUAUAUAUCUUUUUCCAAAUUUUUCUCUUAGAAUUCAGAUUCCCUUUCACUUACAGUCAUUGAAUGUAUAUUUCAUAAAGGAUCAAAGUACCACAAAUUGGGUAUCACUACCUCAUAUUUUUCAUCUUUCAUUUUCUUAAGUUUAGCUUUUUUAGGCUAUAAAAUGACUGCAUCUGAUGUAUUAAUGGUUUUAGCAUUUAAAAUUCUGUUUUCUACUUAUUUUUAAAUGAAGAUCUUGUUUAAAUGCUUUAAUUUGAAUGUAGAUCCAUUAUGUUAGAAAUACAUGCUACUAUCUCCA